Messenger RNA from Neolamprologus brichardi, 11787 nucleotides. NCBI's taxonomy places the organism in Eukaryota, Metazoa, Chordata, Actinopteri, Cichliformes, Cichlidae. The record is from RefSeq and is a predicted model, not a curated record.
ACAGGGAGGGAGAGAGCUUUUGGGGCAGGAGGAGGAGGGUGGCUGACGGUGCUAGCGGGCUAGGACUGGCACACACACAUGCACGCACACACACACAUACACACAGGAAGAGAAGGGGAGAAGGAAUAUUACCGCACAUUGUUAAGACUUCUAUCGCGCACUGUUCUGCUGCUGUUUUCCCUCAUUUCAGGAACAAAAGUUCUCAUGCAGUUUUGUCCUUCGGUUUUCUGGAUUUUUCUCUGCUGAAAUGGGGAUGAGGGACUCUGUGGACUGGCAAGUGGGCAGCAGGCUCUGGGGUGGAAUACUUCUCUAACUAGCCAGGCUGUGCGCUCUCUCUCUUCUUUCUGAUCACUUUUACUCUUCAGCUAACUGGGUGGCAAAAGCGAAAAAGUGGUAGGGCUUCUUGGGUUUUCCGUCAGCAUCUGCUCGCACUGUUCUUCAGGAUGCUGCCUUUAACUAGCACCUGUGGAGGCUAGUACUCAGCUCCUACUGGUGGAGUCUGCAAGUUUGAUAAGUGCAAGGUGUUUAUUUUUGAGAAGAGUGGAAUGUUUGGCUUUUGGGGAAUAAAGGUGAAAGGAAACCUGUAAAAUUUGUGCCUUCUGGGGAAGCUUAACUUUUGGGAGCUACCAUGCUGAGCCUGCAGGAUUCUGUCUUCUUUGAGAUCAGCAUCAAAUCUCUCCUCAAGUCUUGGAGUAGCAGCUCUUCUGCACCAGUCAGCAGCAGCGUGAGUAGACGCCGUGCACCCUCCUCGGUGACCCCCCUCUCGUGGGAGAAACACAACAUCGCCGCCAUGUCGAGCAUCACCAUUGACCCCGAGCUCAAGCCCGGGGAGUUUGUCAUCAAGAGUCUAUUUGCUGAGUUUGCUGUGCUGGCUGAGAAGAAGAUCGAGAUGGUGAUGGCUGAACCGCUGGAGAAACCCCUGUCCCGUUCCCUCCAGAGAGGAGAAGACUCACAGUUUGACCAGUUAAUAAGCUCUAUGAGCUCAAUAGCAGAACACUGUUUGCCCUCCCUAUUGCGCACACUGUUUGACUGGUACCGGCGGCAGAGUGGCACUGAAGACGAGUCUUAUGAGUACAGGCCUCGCUCGAGUACUAAGUCUAAAGGAGAUGAACAGCAUCGGGACAAAGAUUACCUUCUGGAGCGUCGGGACUUAGCCAUAGAUUUCAUUUUUUGUUUAGUUUCAGUGGAAGUUCUAAAACAGAUUCCUCUUCAUCCAGUGCCAGAUGUUUUGGUACACGAAGUCCUAAACCUGGCAUUCAAGCACUUUAAACACAAAGAGGGGUACUGUGGACCCAACACUGGCAACGUGCACAUCAUUGCAGACCUGUACGCUGAGGUUAUAGGGGUUCUUACACAGUCAAAGUUCCAGGCAGUGAGGAAGAAGUUCAUCACAGAACUGAAGGAGCUCAGGCAAAAAGAGCAGAGUCCUCACGUAGUCCAAAGCAUUAUCAGUCUCAUCAUGGGCAUGAAGUUCUUUCGGGUUAAAAUGUAUCCCGUGGAGGACUUUGAGGCUUCGUUUCAGUUUAUGCAGGAAUGUGCCCAGUAUUUCCUGGAGGUGAAGGAUAAAGACAUAAAGCACGCUCUUGCUGGCCUUUUUGUCGAGAUUCUCAUCCCAGUCGCUGCUGCGGUGAAAAAUGAAGUCAACGUGCCAUGCUUAAAAACCUUUGUGGAGAUGCUCUACCAGACAACAUUUGACCUUAGUUCUAGAAAGAAGCACUCUUUGGCUCUGUAUCCCCUGGUGACAUGCUUGCUGUGUGUCAGUCAGAAGCAGUUCUUUCUCAACAACUGGCACAUCUUCCUGCAAAAUUGCCUCUCACACCUCAAGAUGCCGUCUAACAACAGCAUCCGAAAGCAGAUUGAGACGCUGCAGAAUAAAGACCCAAAGAUGUCCCGUGUUGCACUAGAGUCACUCUACAGACUGCUGUGGGUCUAUAUUAUCAGGAUCAAGUGUGAGAGUAACACUGUCACGCAGAGUCGACUCCUCAGCAUCGUUUCAGCACUUUUCCCCAAAGGCUCGCGCAGUGUGGUACCCAGAGACACCCCCCUCAACAUCUUUGUCAAGAUCAUCCAGUUCAUAGCUCAGGAAAGACUGGACUUUGCUAUGAAGGAGAUUAUCUAUGACCUCCUGUGCGUGGGCAAGUCUCACAAAACCUUUACCAUCAAUCCAGAGAGGAUGAAUAUCGGUUUGCGAGCCUUCUUGGUGAUUGCCGACAGCCUACAGCAGAAAGACGGGGAACCUCCAAUGCCUACUACAGGGAUCAUCAUGCCCUCUGGCAACACCCUGCGUGUCAAAAAGAUCUUCCUCAACACCACCCUCACUGAUGAAGAAGCAAAAGUGAUAGGCAUGUCCCUAUACUACCCGCAAGUACGAAAAGCCUUGGAUAACAUCCUACGACACCUGGACAAGGAAGUGGGACGCUCCAUGAGCAUGACUAAUGUACAGAUGUCCAACAAGGAGCCUGAGGACAUGAUCACGGGAGAGAGGAAGCCAAAGAUCGAUCUAUUCCGAACGUGUGUGGCCGCCAUCCCAAGACUGAUACCAGAUGGCAUGAGCAGACAAGACCUAAUAGAACUUCUAGCCAAACUAACCAUCCACAUGGAUGAAGAACUGCGUGGCCUUGCCUUUACUACUCUUCAGGCCCUGAUGGUGGAUUUCCCAGAAUGGCGAGAAGAUGUACUCUCAGGUUUCGUCUACUUCAUAGUCAGAGAGGUGACUGACGUUCAUCCCACACUGCUGGACAAUGCAGUAAAGAUGCUUCUACAGCUCAUCAUCCAGUGGAAGCAGGCAGUGCAGAGCAGCAAUAAAAGCCACGAUUCACAGAGCUCAAGCAGUGGCCGUUCUCUGUCCUUGGAGCGUAAUCUUCCUUUAGGUGUGGUGCAUGUGGUGGAAGGUUUGGCACUGGUGGUGCUUUGUAGCUGCCGCCCUGCCACGCGCAGGCUAGCAGUCAAUGUCCUCAAGGAGGUCAGAGCUCUCCAUACUGCACUGAGCAUUAGCAAGGGAGAUGAAGAACUGGCUAUUGAUGUAAUGGAUAGAUUAAGUGCAUCAGUGUUGGAGAGCUUCAUUCACCUCACAGGCGCUGACCAGACCAACUUGCUGUAUUGUCCCAGUGGGAUUGAUCUGCAGACGCUAGCAGAGUGGAGCUCCUCUCCCAUCAGCCACCAGUUUGAUGUAGUGAGCCCCUCGCACAUUUGGGUGUUUGCCCAUGUUACUCAGGGCCAGGACCCCUGGGUCAUCAGCUUAUCCAGCUACCUGAGACAGGAGAAUCUACCUAAACAUUGCCCCACCACCAUCAACUAUGCCUGGAUGUUUGCCUACACUCGCCUGCAACUACUGUCCCCACAAGUUGACAUUAAUAGCCCCAUCAAUGCAAAGAAGGUCAACAGUCUGAACAGCAGUGACUCCUACAUUGGCCUUUGGAGGAACUACCUGAUUCUCUGCUGCAGCUCUGCCUCUCCUUCCCCUUCCAUGUCUUCGUCAUCCUCCACCUCUGGCUCCGUCCGCUGCUCCCCGCCCGAGACGCUGGCGUCCACGCCGGACAGCGGCUACAGUUAUGAUUCAAAGAUUGUUGGCACUCCGUCCCCCUCCUCACUGUUCAAACACAUUGUUCCAAUGAUGCGCUCUGAGAGCAUGGACAUCACCGAGUCUCUUGUGCUGGGGCUUGGCAGGACCAACCCCAUGGUCUUCAGAGAAUUGAUGGAGGAGCUAAAUUCCAUCAUAAAGGAAGCUCUAGAGAGAAGACCUGAAAACAUGAAGCGACGCAGGCGUCGUGACGUCCUCAGGGUCCAGCUGGUCCGGAUAUUUGAGCUACUUGCUGAUGCUGGCGUCAUCAGUCAAGUGGCAAGUGGAGGGUUGGAUUCAGAGAGCCAUUCUCUGAAUAGUACGCUGCUCGAGUAUGUUGAUCUGACCAGGCAAUUGCUCGAGGCUGAGAAUGACAAAGACUCGGACACUCUGAAGGACAUUCGCUGUCACUUCAGCGCACUUGUGGCCAACAUCAUUCAGAAUGUCCCAGUGAACCAGAGGAGGACCAUCUUCCCCCAGCAAUCACUGAGACACAGUCUGUUCAUGUUGUUCAGUCACUGGGCUGGGCCCUUCAGCAUUAUGUUCACACCCUUGGAUCGUUACAGUGACAGAAAUAUCCAGAUCAACCGCCAUCAGUACUGUGCACUAAAGGCCAUGUCUGCAGUGUUAUGUUGUGGACCUGUAGCUGACAAUGUAGGGCUCUCCUCUGAUGGCUACCUCUACAAGUGGCUGGACAAUAUCCUGGAUUCUCAGGACAAGAAGGUUCACCAGCUGGGUUGCGAGGCUGUGAUGUUGCUACUAGAACUGAAUCCAGACCAGAGCAACCUCAUGUUUUGGGCUGUGGACCGCUGCUACACCGGCUCCCGUCGUGUAGCUGCCGGCUGCUUUAGGGCCAUUGCCAAUGUCUUUCACAACAGGGAUUACCAGUUUGACACUGUGGUGCUGCUCAACCUGAUUCUGUUCAAGGCGGCUGACUCUUCCAGGGAAAUCUAUGAACUGUCCAUGCAGCUGUUACAGAUCCUAGAGCCCAAGCUUUUCCGUUAUGCCCACAAAUUGGAGAUUCAGCGGACUGAUGGCAUCCUGACCCCUCCCUCACCGCUGCCACACCUCUACUCUGUGUCUUACUACCAGCUGUCUGAGGAGCUUGCAAGAACUUACCCAGAGCUCACUUUGCCCAUCUUCUCAGAGGUGAGUCAGCGUAUCCAGACAGCACAUCCUGGUGGUCGUCAAGUAAUGUUGCACUACCUCCUACCUUGGAUGAAUAAUGUGGAGCUUGUUGACUUCAAACCAACUCCACGACGGCCAGAGGACUGCUGCAGUGGCGAGGAUGAUGAGGAUGUGCAAGACCGAGAAAUUAUGAUGGUCAAUAGCCGUCGCUGGCUCCGUGGAGAGGGCUGGGGAUCCCCUCGUGCUACAACCAUGGUGCUAAACAACCUCAUGUUCAUGACCGCUAAGUAUGGUGAUGAGUUUGCGUUGUCAGAGAUCGAGAAUGUCUGGACUACAUUAGCAGAUAGUUGGCCAAAGAACCUCAAAAUCAUUCUUCACUUCCUCAUCAGUAUGUCUGGAGUCAGCAGUGACCCCAGCCUCUUGCCCUAUGUGAAACGAGUGGUGGUUUUCUUGGGCAGAGAUAAGACUAUGCAGCUGCUGGAGGAGUUGAUGUGUGAGCUUGAGUUGACUGAUCCUGUCAGCUCAGCUGUCACUCACAUGGACAACCCCCCUUAUUAUCGCAUCAGCUCCAGUUACAAGAUUCCUUCAGUCACCUCAGGAACAACCUCCAGCAGCAAUACCAUGGUGCCAGGAAAUGAUGCUCAUCAUGACAGCAAGAUGAAAGACUCAAACAUGGAUGACAGUUGCACACACCUGGAUAUCUACAGUGGUCUGAACAGCAACCUGAACCGCCACCACCACCGUCUGGAAUCUCGUUACAGCAGCAGCUCUGGAGGCUCCUAUGAAGAUGAGAAGAGUGACUCCAUGCCGCUUUAUGCUAACUGGCGAUUAAAAGUGAUGGAUCACAAUCAGCCAGAGCCUCUUCCCUUCCCACCAACAGGAGGCUGCUGGUCCCCUCUUGUGGACUAUUUGCCAGAGACAAACACACCUGCUGUACCUCUCCACAGAUGUAACAUUGCAGUCAUCCUACUCACAGACCUCAUUGUUGAUCAUGGGGUCAAAGUAGAAUGGAGUGCCUACCUACAACUCCUGCUACACGCAGUUUUCUUAGGUUUAGAUCACCAGCACCCAGAGGUCUAUGAGCACUGCAAACGCCUGCUGCUUCACUUGCUCAUAGUUCAGGGUGCAAAUAGCAGUGUUCAGUCUGUCGCCAUGGUGCUUUUACGCAACAGAGACUACAAUGAUCCAAGGGUCCUGACUGUAAAGCCUGUAGCUCAAGAGUUCAACCUCACAGGAAUACAGGAGCUUUUGCCAGACUGUCAGCCAUCACCGAUGACAGACUCUGGCCUCAGCUCGAGCUCGACGUCGUCCAGUAUAAGCCUUGGUGCAGGGGCCAGUGCUGUGUCCCACCUCUCUCCCACGCUUCUAAGUGAAGUAGAUGUCACUGUUGAACAUGACGAGAAGGCCAAAGCUCUGAUUGAGUUUAUAACUUCAAGAAAACGCGGCCCGCUCUGGAAUCACGAGGAUGUGUCGCCUAAGAACUCCAACAUUAAGAGCGCUGAACAGCUGAGUGCUUUUGUCAGACAUGUGGUGACAGUCUUCAAGCAUUCCCAGACAGGUUUCCAACUGGACUCAUUGCUGAGUGAAGUAGCUUUAAGGUCAGCUCUAUCUUGUUCUUCUCGCCACUAUGCCGGUCGCUCUUUCCAGAUUUUCAGGGCACUCAAACAACCUCUGACUCCUGCCACACUGUCUGACAUUUUGUCUCGGUUGGUUGAGACUGUAGGAGACCCUGGAGAGGAAGCUCAGGGCUUUGUCAUUGAGCUUCUCCUGACGCUGGAGUCUGGCAUUGACACACUAGCAGACACAGUGAAAAACUAUGAUCUCCUCACUGCCUUAGCACAAACCUCCACCCACGACCACUUGUUAGGGGCCAAGUUUGCUGCCAACAGGAAAAGCACAGGCCAGCUGAAUAUGAACAGUAGUGGUCUGUUGCAUUAUGUCCACACUCGCAGCAACUCUCUUCGAGCCAGCCUGAUGAUGGGUGAACGAAAAGCUGACAGGCGUCGGAGUAACACCCUGGACAUUGCUGACCGACUUGGUGGCAGCUAUGCAAACCUGGCUCGCACACGGAGCUUAUCAUCACUAAGCAGAGGAGGUCCAGGAAGUCCAGGAGGGGACUCUGCGCCACCUGUGGACCCUUCAAAUCUGAUGGCCACGGUAUUCUGGAUCGCCGUGUCAUUGCUCGAGUCAGACUACGAGUUUGAGUACUUGCUGGCUCUGCGACUGCUCAACAAGCUGCUGAGCCAGCUGCCCCUGGAUCGUGCGGACAGCCGAGAACGUCUGGAGACGGUCCAAAACAAGCUGAAGUGGUACAACUUCCCUGGUCUGCUGCAACUCUUCCUGAAGGGCUUCACUUCUGCUGCUACUCAGGAGCUAACCAUCCACCUGCUCAGUAAGCUCAUCAGUGUCUCCAGACAAACACUGGUAGACCCUUCACAAGUAGCAGGUUUUCCUCUGAACAUCCUGUGCCUCCUGCCGCAUCUCAUCCAGCACUUUGACAACCCCACUCCUUUCUGUAAGGAGACAGCCGAUAAGAUCGCCAAAGUGUGUGCGGAUGAGAAGUCGGCCACACUGUCUAACCUGGCCCAUAUGAUGAGCCUUUACAGCACACACAGCUACUCCCGCGACUACACCAACUGGAUCAACGUGGUCUGUCGUUACCUCCAUGAUGCCUUUGCGGAGAAAACUUUGAAUCUGGUCACUUACUUGGCUGAGCUGCUAGAGAAGGGUCUUCCCAGCAUGCAGCAGUCCUUGUUACAGAUCAUCUAUAGCUUGCUGAGUCAUAUUGACCUGUCAGCAGCUCCUGUCAAACAGUUCAACCUUGAGAUCAUGAAGAUCAUUGGCAAAUAUGUUCAGAGCCCACAUUGGAAAGAGGCCCAAAACAUUUUGAAGUUGGUUGUAUCCCGUUCAGCCAGCCUUGUUGUUCCAGAAGAUGUGCAACGCUCCUACAGUUCUGAGUCCUGCAGCUCACCAGAAAUUGCCUUCACCCGCAUAUUCAACAACUCUUCCAAAGAGCUGCCCGGGAAGACUCUGGACUUCCACUUUGACAUCUCAGAGACACCAAUAAUCGGGCAUAAAUAUGGUGAUCAGCGUACUGCAGCAGGCAGGAAUGGAAAGCCACAGGUGAUUGCUGUCACAAGAAGUACCUCCUCUACAUCAUCUGGAUCUAAUUCCAAUGGGCUGGUCCAAGUAAGCUGGAAGAGGCCACAACUCUCUCAGAGAAGAACCAGAGAGAGGCUGAUGAACGUCCUAUCUUUAUGUGGUCCAGAAUCGGGCAUCCCAAAAAAUCCAUCUGUAAGACUCCUCUCCUACUCUAAAGCUUCAGAUAAGGUGGUAUUCUCAUCCAAUGAGGACCUGGACUCUGCAGACCAGCAGACCAGUCUUAUCCCCACAGUGGAGGAGGCCGUCAGAGAGGAGGAGUUGCAGGGAGAGGAUACAGGCAGUGAGCAGCAGUUUGGAGUCUUUAAGGACUUUGACUUCUUAGAUGUGGAGCUGGAGGAUGCUGAGGAGCUGCAGGGGGAGAGCAUGGACAACUUCAACUGGGGUGUGCGGCGUCGCUCCCUGGAGAGCAUGGACAAAGGGGACACGCCGUCUUUGCAGGAGUGCCAAUACACGGGCAGCACGCCAAGCCUCAACCUCACCAACCACGAGGACACAGACGAAUCGUCUGAGGAGGAGGUAUUGAGCGCUAGCCAGAUUCUCACCCGCUCUGGCCUUCUCAACAGUGAUUCUGCUACGGAUGACACUGCAUCCAACCAUGUGGACUCUUUGCAGCAGUCCCAAGAGUCCACCAGCAGUGCCAUGACGGAGGAGGCAACUGUCCUGCCCACUCUGCCCUCUGCACCCUCCCUCCCUCGACUGGAUAGUCCCAUGUUGGAGAUGACCCACUCAGACAGCACCAGCAGUCAGCUGCCUGAGGAUGCUAUAAGCAUGACGGCGGCUGACGAGCUGAGCAGCAGCGUGAGCGAGGACACAGGGUUUUGCAGCGCCCCCCCUUUGCCCUCUGACCCACAAGAGAUGUGUGACCUCCCAGACUCACGGGACCCUCAGGAUGCUCAGGAUCACCAAGAGACUCAAGACCCUCAGGAGGACUUGGAUCCAGCCCCCCCUCCCCCGCCGGCCAUAGACACACCACCAGGGCUCCUUUGUGAGGACGAGUCCCAAACGGUGCUGCCUCUUUGUCUGGCAUCAGAGACGAAGCAGGAUGCAGAUCCAGAUCCAGACAGCACCUGUGGGUCUGUGUGGGAAGAAGAUGUGACACAGGCGCUGAAAGAGCUGGAUGAGCGCUGUGAGGAGGAAGAGGCGGACUUCUCUGGGAUGUCCAGCCAAGAUGAAGGUGACGCAGACGGCUUCCCAGAGAUUCAGGCCUCUCCGCCCCCUUCGCCCUUCCUCUCUGCCAUCCUGGCUGCAUUCCAGCCAGUUGCCUAUGACAAUGACGAGGAUGCUUGGCGUUGCCAUGUCAACCAGAUGUUGUCAGACACAGAUGGGUCCUCGGCUGUUUAUACUUUCCACGUGUUUUCUCGACUCUUUCAGAGUAUUCAGAGAAAGUUUGGCUCCAUUACACAUGCAUCUGUUCGCUUUCUCGGGGAAAGGCUCCAACGAAUGGGUAAUCAGUUCCUUAGCUCCUUGGAAGUCAUGACGUCUCGCUCGCAGUGUCCCACUGUGUUGCUGGAUGCAGAGACGCUGGUCUCUUGUGGACUGUUGGAGACUCUGAAGUUUAGUGUGCUGGAGUUGCAGGAACACUUGGACACCUACAACGCCAAGAGAGAAGCAGCAGAGCGUUGGCUCGAGAACUGCAGGAAAACAUUCGGGGACAAAGACAGCAGCCAGCGACCCAAUACUCAUGCACAGCAAAUGGAAAAUCUAGCAGAGCUCGAGUUAUGUCGGAGGCUCUACAAAUUGCACUUUCAGCUGCUGCUGCUGUUCCAGGCCUACUGCAAGCUCAUCAGCAGGGUAGACACCAUCAAGAGAGAGGCCGAGGUUACCAACAUGUCCGAAGAGCUCACUAUCUUAGAGAGCUGCCUGAAGGAGGCGGAAACAGGAAAUGAUGGUCAGGAGGAUGUGUGCAUGUCAGACAAUGCCCAGACGAACACCGAGACAGCCAUACAGUCGCUGAUUGAAACCCUGAGAGCCAGAGACUUCAGCUCUGCUCUCACACAAGUCAAAAUCUUCAGAUCUCUGUGGCCCAAUGAUAUCUUCGGCAACGAGACGGACGACGCGGUCCAGACUCUUCUACACAUUUACUUCCGUCACCAGACGCUGGGUCAGACAGGCUGCUUGGCGGUCGUAGGCCCCAGCAGAGACCUGUCUCAGGCUAGCAGCCGCCUCAUGGAGCUCAACCUGCAGAUCCGUGAGGCUCUGAGUCAGGCACAGACCUGCCAGACCCACACCGACAUAGUCAGCACCGGACUGUAAGCCUGAGGCACUGCAGGCUGGACUAGACUGGACAAAAACACCCCUCUCCUCUACACCUCCCCUCAGCUGGAAUGUAGACGGUGAGGGGCGGAGGACAAGAGAGACUCCACCUAUAAAGGGCUAAAGGAUGCGUGGGAAUAACUGUGACUCUUAAUAUAUAUUAAUACAUGUAUGAAUGCUUAAAGCUAAUAUCUUUUCCCAGACUAAGCCAACUCGCAAAAUUCAGUUGCAAUAAGUCAUGUGGUGGCGUGCCUGGGAAAGAAUAAGAGAGGGCGCUGUGGGAUGAUAACUUUUUUGUUGUUGUUGUUGUUGUUAUUUGUUUUUCUCUUUUCGCUGGAUCUGAUCCGAGGGGCCCCGUCGUACCGAACGGAUGCGCUCCUCGGGGUCUGGACUGGGAGUCGGCGUCGAAGCCUGGGAGGCAGUCCAGAGGAGGUGUCGUAUGUGUGAGGACGCACCAUCAAGAUUCAUAAGCAAACUCAGAAAGUCUUUAAGAAACCGAAAAGUUUUCAAACGCAUGCUGAAAGAGAAAAAGCACUGCAAGAAUAUUUUUUUGAGAAAUGUAUUUUUUAUUAGAGCUAACAUCCUAGGUUGUAAAUGUUAGGAUAUUUAACAUGUUAACCCUGUGGGAGACGUUUACCUUCAGGGAGUGUACAAAGAGAAAUAUAUCUGUUUAUUGAUCUGCUCUGAGAGGAGAGUCCCCUUCAACAGGUCUUCACGCAAAACUCACUCUUUAACCAAAUAAGUAGAUGCCUUUAGAGACUCUUGACUGUGUGAUUAUAUAUUGGAUAUUCUGGUAUACGCUCACACACAAAAAUGCAUAUAAUUGCACACAAGUGCGGACUGGCUACAGCUCAUUAUGGAAACAUAACUUAUUUUACUCUGUAUAUAUUUUAGAAAAUGUAUAGUGUAAAACCAGUAUUUUUUUUCCCCCCUUGUACUUUUGUGUAAUGCACUGUUCAUCCGAUUAGGAUGUCUGUAUAAAGCUAAUGUGAUGAGAAAGCCAGAAACAGGUUUGAGUCAUUAAUGGUCCGCUCCACCUUUAUUCAUCCAAUCAUACAAAUUUCCCAAAGGCUGCCUUGGUUGGUGGUUGCGGUUUCAAAAGAGGGAAGCGAUGCUCGUUUGGGACAAGCCACCCGUCUGCCUUUGGCGGCGAUGGCAUGGAAGAUCAAAACAAGCCUCCAUCUCCUCUGCUGGACCCCACCAACCCAGCCAAGCCCCACAUACAUAUGCAUUCCUUGUCUCCACUGUGAUCUUUUUGUUAGCAGCGUAGGCUCUGCUUAAAACCUUACGAGGGAGGAGAUGAGGUUUGAAUCUGUCCAUGUAGGUUGAUCAUGUUGCAAAGCGGCGCUCAUCCACUGCUGCGUUUUGAUCCUGUUUAUUUAUUUUCUGAGGGGAAGCGGGUGUCUGUACUCUCACAAUGCCCCUACUUGCUGCUGUGACUGCAGGACAUGAACCGUUAUCUGAAUGCUUCUUGGACAGCUUGUCAUGGCACAUUGUAACAGUCACUGUACUCAUUCCUCAGAGCUUCUCUUUUUCUCCUCCUGCUUGUCUGGUACAUAUGAAUGCUGUUCUUAUUUAAUGAUUAUUUACCUGGAAGAUAUUUUAAUGUAGAGCUGCAUUAUACAUUUUUUUCCUUGUUCACUCAUACCAGCCUUUUCUGGAUCAAUAAAAACCUUACAGAAUGA